AUGUUAUCAAGAGUAGCUAAGCGUGCGUUUUCCUCCACAGUUGCCAACCCCUAUAAAGUCACAGUUUUGGGCGCAGGCGGUGGUAUUGGACAACCAUUGUCCUUGCUUCUAAAGCUUAACCACAAAGUCACCGACUUGAGAUUGUACGAUUUGAAGGGCGCUAAAGGUGUUGCAACGGAUUUGUCUCAUAUUCCAACAAACUCCGUCGUCAAGGGGUUUACUCCAGAAGAACCAGACGGAUUGAGCAACGCUCUAAAAGGCACAGAUAUGGUCUUAAUCCCUGCUGGUGUGCCUAGAAAGCCUGGUAUGACACGUGACGACCUGUUCGCCAUCAACGCAAGCAUCGUUCGCGAUUUGGCAGCAGCAGCAGCCGAAUCUGCUCCUAAUGCAGCCAUCUUGGUCAUUUCUAACCCAGUCAACUCUACUGUUCCAAUUGUCGCCCAAGUCUUGAAGAACAAGGGUGUUUACAACCCAAAGAAGUUAUUCGGUGUGACCACCCUGGACUCUAUCAGAGCCGCCAGAUUCAUCUCUGAAGUGGAAAACACCGAUCCAACUCAGGAAAGAGUUAACGUCAUCGGUGGCCACUCUGGUAUUACCAUCAUCCCCCUGAUUUCCCAAACAAACCACAAGUUGAUGUCUGACGACAAGAGACACGAAUUGAUUCAUAGAAUACAAUUUGGUGGUGACGAAGUCGUCAAAGCCAAGAAUGGUGCUGGCUCUGCCACGUUGUCAAUGGCCCAUGCUGGUGCUAAAUUUGCCAACGCUGUCUUGUCCGGCUUCAAAGGCGAAAAAGACGUCAUCGAACCUUCCUUUGUGGACUCUCCCUUAUUCAAAUCUGAAGGUAUCGAAUUCUUUGCAUCUCCAGUCACUUUAGGCCCAGAUGGUAUAGAAAAGAUUCACCCAAUAGGCGAACUAUCUUCAGAAGAAGAAGAAAUGCUACAAAAAUGUAAAGAAACUUUGAAGAAGAAUAUCGAAAAGGGUGUCAGCUUUGUUGCUAGUAAAUAG
Messenger RNA from Saccharomyces paradoxus, 1005 nucleotides. RefSeq names its product malate dehydrogenase MDH1 (gene MDH1). Gene Ontology annotation, cellular component: mitochondrion; cytoplasm. The transcript has a single exon. Gene Ontology annotation, molecular function: L-malate dehydrogenase (NAD+) activity. The record is from RefSeq and is a predicted model, not a curated record. The coding region runs from base 1 to 1005 and encodes 334 amino acids. NCBI's taxonomy places the organism in Eukaryota, Fungi, Ascomycota, Saccharomycetes, Saccharomycetales, Saccharomycetaceae. Gene Ontology annotation, biological process: malate metabolic process; tricarboxylic acid cycle.